AAGGAAAUAAAAAAGAAAAGCAAAGCAGCCUGUCCCUCUUCCAUUCUCCUACCGCCAGACCACACCACCAUGGCCGCGGCCGCCGCCGGUGCCUCUACUUCCGCCGCAACUGUGUCCGCAAUCUCUGCCCAAAUAGCCGCCGGAAGACUCUUCGCCGCCAUAGACAAUCUCACCCCUUCCUGUUCCUCCUCCCCUAUACCCUCCUCGCUCUACGCCUCCCUCCUCCGUCUGGCCACCCACCACGGCUCCCUCUCGGCCGCCCGCCGCAUCACGACCCACUUCGCCUCCUCCGCCUCCCAAUUCAACCGCUCAUCAGUCCCCACCUUCCUAUUCAACCGCGCCAUCGAGUCUCUUGCUGCCUGCGGCGGCCUCGCGGACGCGCGGGAGUUGUUUGACUUAAUGCCGCGCCGUGACGGCGGUUCUUGGAACGCCAUCAUCUACGCUUCCUCCCGCGCCGGGAAACCCACAGAGGCGCUUUCCCUCUUUGCCGAUAUGUACUCCCGUGGCGUUCGCCCCAACGAUGUCACAAUGGCAUCCGUGCUCGCCUGCUGCUCAGAGUGCCUCAACCCGUGUGGUGCCCAGCAGCUCCACGGCCAUAUCUCCAAGCGGGACUUCCAGUCCAAUGUGAUUCUUGGCACAGCGCUGGUUGAUGUGUAUGGGAAGUGCCACUUACUUGCAGAUGCGAGGCAGGCAUUUGAUGGUAUCUCUGAACCUAAUGCCAUUUCGUGGAAUGUCAUCAUCCGGCGGUAUCUUCUUGCUGGGAUGGGGGAUAUGGCAGCUGAAAUGUUCUUUCGGAUGGUCCGGGCAGGAGUUAGGCCGCUUGUUUAUACCGUCUCACAUGCACUUCUUGCUUGCCGGGAUAACAAUGCGCUUGAAGAAGGACGGUGCAUGCAUACUUUUGUGCUCCGUCAUGGGUACGAGCACCACAUCCAUGUGCGGAGCUCAGUGGUGGAUAUGUAUGCCAAGUGUGGUGCCAUUGAUGCAGCCCAAAGGCUCUUCAACGUGGCACCAGUGAAGGACGUAAUAAUGUCGACCUCAAUUUUGUCAGGACUGGCUUCUUGUGGGAGGAUUGGUGAUGCAAAGCGAGUGUUCGACAGGAUGCAAGAGCGUAACUUAGUGUCCUGGAAUGCUAUGUUGACUGGUUAUAUCAGGUCCUCGGAUCUGACUGGUGCUUUGCAUUUGUUCCAGCAGAUGAGGAAGGAGACAAAGGAGCUUGAUGAUGUUACACUUGGUUCGGUGCUAAAUGCUUGUACUGGGAUGCUUGAUAUUAGGAAAGGUGAGGAGGUCCAUGCAUUCGCUUUCAAGUGUGGUUUAUUGAGUUACCCUUUCCUAAAGAACGCUCUUGUGAGGAUGUAUUCCAAAUGCGGAUGCCUGAGGAGUGCAGAACUGCUUCUUCAAUUCGAGAUGGGAGAGAGAGACCGAUACUCCUGGAAUUCACUUAUUUCAGGCUAUGAGCGCCACUCCAUGAGUGAAGCAGCUCUGCAUGCACUGAGUGAAAUGCAAUCUGAAGUAACUCCUAACCAGUCCACGUUCAGUUCGGCACUGGCAGCCUGUGCCAACAUUUUUCUUCUUAAGCACGGCAUGGAGAUUCAUGCGUACAUGAUCAGAAGUGGCUAUGAGAUUGACGAUAUACUGCAAAGUGCACUGAUUGACAUGUACUGCAAGUGUAGGCUAUUUGAUUAUGGCAUCAGGAUAUUCGAGGCACAGCCAUCUCGUGAUGUCAUCCUGUGGAAUUCGAUGAUCCUUGGCUGUGCUUACAGUGGCAAAGGUGAGUAUGGGCUUGAAUUGUUUGAUGAAAUGCAGGCGCAAGGGAUUAAGGCCGACUCUGUCACUUUCCUCGGUGCACUAGUUUCAUGUAUCAGCGAGGGGCAUGUUGGGUUGGGAAAGAGUUAUUUCACUUUGAUGACUGAGGAAUCCAUCCUUCCUCGCAUGGAGCACUAUGAGUGCAUGAUUGAGCUGCUGGGCAAACAUGGACACAUGGUUGAGCUCGAGGAUUUUGUGGAUCACAUGCCGUUUGAGCCACCAACCACAAUGUGGUUAAGGAUCUUCGACUGCUGCAGGGAAUAUGGAAAUAGGAAAUUAGGGGAGCGGGCUGCCAAGUGCAUCAAUGAUAGCAAUCCCCAGACACCGGUUCGAUAUGAGGCCACUGCAGACUACAUGUGCAGUGAUGGUGGCAGUGCAGAGCCCAUGUCAUUUGGUAACCCGGACGAAGAAUUGAUGUCGCCGCUGUGAGUGCCAUGACAUCGACUCGCAGGUGGCUGAGCUGAAAUUCUUAAUUGCCAAAUCAAGGAGCAGACUUGAAAAGGAUUUUCAGGUGCUUGUGAUCCCAUAGCAUCAGUGUUGACACUUGACAGGACUACCCUAGUACAGUUGGUCGAGCUGAAGACAGGGUCUCUGGGCCGAAUGGAGCUUGUAAUUAUAAGGAUGAUAACAAGACCUCAAGCUUUCAUCUCAGCUGACUGAUGAAGAUGAAUUGGAGCUCAACUUUGCAUGAUUAUUCUGGCACUCACAAGGAAGUCACAUUGAGUCUUCUAGUCUGUCUAUGUUGAUUGGCUCGGUGCUGAGACUUCCUCAUCGGCUAGGAAGAUGCCGAGGAAUUUGUAAAGUAUCACCUCUGUUCCAAAUUAUAAGACGUUUUAUACAUACGGAUUGAAAUGA
Messenger RNA from Aegilops tauschii subsp. strangulata, 2658 nucleotides. RefSeq names its product pentatricopeptide repeat-containing protein At3g26540. Gene Ontology annotation, molecular function: RNA binding; protein binding. The record is from RefSeq and is a predicted model, not a curated record. Lineage: Eukaryota; Viridiplantae; Streptophyta; Magnoliopsida; Poales; Poaceae. Gene Ontology annotation, biological process: RNA modification.